Molecule: messenger RNA, 498 nt
Organism: Loa loa (African eye worm)
Lineage: Eukaryota; Metazoa; Nematoda; Chromadorea; Rhabditida; Onchocercidae
Exons: 4
Coding region: 1-498 (165 amino acids)
Molecular function (GO): lipid binding
Source: RefSeq, a predicted model, not a curated record
AUGAAAAUUCAUUCAGGUUGGCCAGCAGUCAAAAUUCGAUUAACAAAACAUGGUGUGGAACAUAUCAAACAAGUGGGGGUGAAAAUUUUGAAUGAGGAAAUUUCACGAUUAAGUGGAUUUCGAACGUUGCAUUCCUUCUCUGAGCAUGGUGUAACAGGACGUGUUCAAUUGUAUAAUGUUAAUGUGUUACGUUAUUCACCACCACGAUAUACAUCACUUGAAUUUGUUUCACCAUCUUAUAUUAUUUUUCAAAUGGAUCGAAUGGAUAUCGCCUUAGCUGGCCGAUUUGCUGGAACGGUAGCACUGUUACCAAUAACCGGUUCUGUAACCGGUGAUUUACGACAAAUGAGCGUUCGAUUACAAACAAAAUUUAACAGAGCUCAUGAUGGUUUAAUCGAAGUGAAAGUUGUUGGCUGUUCUACCAUUGUUCCGUACAGUCAUUUUUCCAUAAGCGCUAACGGUGCAUUAAAUGGUUUCGUGAAAAUGAUUGAGGUAUGA